AGAAGUAAAUGCUUUGGAAUUAUUUAGGAUUUGUUUGUGUCUUGUAUUUUGUGUUUCUGGUCCACAAUAAUGAUAAAAAUGGUGCUAAUGUGCAUUUUAGCGUAAUGCAGUUUAUAUAAGAUUAGUUAAUGUGGACCAUAUAAGAUAAUUGUCUUAAUAUUUUCUUAGGGAAUGCUGUUUUUAUACUUACUAUGAAUGGCUAACCCGAAUCCCACAAUAGACUAUGUGGACAAUUUGACCAAUGCAAAUGAAAUAUUACGUUACAAUUUAUUUGCUCUAUGAUGAUGAUUGGAUUCGACAUAAUUUACAGACUACGACAGUUAGCUAGCUGAAAUAAAGUACAUUCUAACAAUCGUUUACGGUAAUUGAAGAUACAUGCAUAGGUGUAUUUAAAAAAAAUAAUAAUUGUAUUAACCCCAAACAUAGACGAACAAAUAACAGAACUUUCCUAGUAGUUCGUUUCAAGUAUUUUACAUCAAACAUAAAAAAUGGAUAAGAAAUCUUUUGAAAUUGUACUGGACGAAAUCAGAAAGUGUGUUCUGACCGAGCAAAGGAUUAAGGCCAUUGAGCAUGUGCAUGGAUAUUUCUCAAGUGAACAGGUGACAGAGAUGUUGAAAUAUUUCUCAUGGGCAGAACCUCAGAUAAAGGCUGUGAAAGCCUUGCAACAUAAAAUGGUUGCAGUUCCUACAACCAAAGUGGUGAAUAUAUUAAACUGCUUGACCUUUACGAAAGACAAACUCAUCGUCCUGGAGUUAAUAGCACUGAAUAUCUCUGACGCCCACAAUUACCGUCCAAUUGAGGACCUCUUUCGAUUUCACCUGUCUGAAAAGAAACGUUGCCGUAGGAUCUUAGAACAAGCUUCUAAAGUUGGCUGCAAGGCUCCUUUAGCCAUGAUCUCAUCCUGCGGUAUGAUCCCAGGAAAUCCGUACCCUCAGGGGAAACCCAGUCUCUUGAAUGGCGUGUUCCCAGGAACACCAGCCAAAAAGGAAAAUGACGACAAUAACAGUGAAGGCAAGGGGAUUGCAGCACGUAUCCUUGGAUCGUAUAAACCAGCUCCGUCUACAUACAAUCCUCAUAAACCCGUGCCGUACCCCAUACCACCAUGCAGACCCCACGCCACAAUCGCUCCAAGUGCAUAUAAUAACGCAGGGCUGGUUUCUGUAGGGGGGGUGAUAACUGCUAGUGUGCCCCCUCCUCCGUAUGGUGCCACUCAGAACACAGCAGAAAAAGAGGACAGUGCGAAUCCCAAAUCCACACAGCCUCAGUCUCUAUCACGAUCAGCCAGCCAGCAGAGCCACACCUCCAGCGCCCCUAGCACCACAUUCUCUCCCCAUGGCUCUAAUCCUCCUACCCCUGUCACCCCAGUACCGGCUCACACACCCUCUGGCCAGCCUCCUCCGACCACCCCCAUCGCCCCCGUCUUCCCAGGGCUAGUGCCUGUGCCCCUGCCCUCUCCCUGCCCCAGCACCUCUGCUCCUUCUGUCAUCAAGGGGCCUCCCCUAACUGCUUCGCCCCAACUAACCCCAAGCCCCAGCGGGCAUUCCACCCCUAUCCCUCAAGGGUUUCCUGGAAUCUCUCCCUCCUUGACCCCUACCCCUUCUGUCAUUAAGUCCCACACCCCCUCUGGGACCCCCUGUGUUACCACGGUCCCCAAUGGCUCCUAUACCUCUGGCAUGUCCAGAUCUGCCACCCCUUCUGUCACCCCAACCCCUAAGGGCUCCUCCAUCUCUGUACCCCAUACUUUCUCCCCUCAGAAUCAGCUCCCUCCCUCCACCCUAGGCUCAGCUGAUCCUUCCCCAUCUGGAUCUCUGGGAAUUCCCACUUCUGUUUUCAAGGGCUUCCCUUCAUCCGAUGCACAAGUGCCCUCUUCCUUCUCAGUGCUCCCUCCUCCUGCCGCCAGUCCUGCCCAGUCCCAGUCUGUCAUCCGGAGCUACACCCCCUCUGCCACCCCUACACCCCAAGGUUCCUCCACUCCUGGGAUGCCAGUUUUCUCCAGCCAGGCCUCAGCCACCACUCCCACACCUAAACCUUCAGCCAUGCAUUCCCAGAAUAUAACUGUCAACCUAGCAGGGGCUGUCAACCCCCUUUAUGGAGCCAGUGGGAUCUUGGAGCAGCAUGUGGGAGUUCUAGCAAGGCAAAGUGGUGGCAGCAGCAGCAGCAACAGCAGCAGCAGCAGCAGCCCCGUGCCCUCUGCGUUCAAGGGUCCAUCGCGCUCCAGUACUCCUUCACUCAGCUCGCUGGUGAUGCCCAAUUCUGCUGCCCUGGCUCUCAACCGGUCACUAGGCCUCAACCACUCCUCUGCUUCUGUCCAAGCCACACUCACCAACUCCAUGGCAAUGGCUGGAUUGCAGGGUCUGUCUGCCCUGGGAACGCAGCCUGGGGCAAACCCAGCUACCCUCGCGGCUGUCACUGCGGCCUUAUCUGGACAUUCUGGCUUCCCUGGUGCUCCCUCUCUCCCAGUUUCCCUCACCUCCAACCCCUCGGCUUCAUCCUCCUCUGCCCAGGCCUCCGCCACUUCCUCUGCCAUGUACUCGGGCCUACCUCCCUCCGCUGCCGCCUCCCUCUCCCCCUUCGGCCUGGGCCUUUCCACCCCUGUGUCCUCCAUCUUCCCCGGCCUGGCCCCUGGUCCCCUAGGCUCAGGAAACGCUGCCUUCCCCGGUUUUGCCGCCUCCAACAGCCCCGCCGGCAGCCCUGUUCUCUCCUCCUUCAUGGGGCUCCCGGGGCAGGCCUCCUCCGUGGCUACUGUGGCCCCCUUGCAGGCUGCAGCAGUAGCGGCGGCGGCGGCGGCAGCAGCGCCCUCUUCGGCCCCGGUGCUCCCUGGCUUCGCCUCAGCUUUCAGCUCCAACUUCAAUCCUGCUUUGGUCGCUCAGGCUGGGUUGACAACUGGUCUGCAGCCUGCAGGUGGUGCUGCAUUCCCAGGGCUUCUGUCCUUCCCAGCCAUUCCUAGCUUCUCUCCGAGCGCAUCUCCAGCUGCUCUGUCUGGUCUUCACAAUUCUGCAGUGCAGUCAGCACUGUUGCAGGCACAUUCAGCCUCUGCUUUGGAGAGCUUUCCGGCACAACCAAAUGGCUUUACCAACUAUCCUUCAGCACCAGGAACCCCAUUUACCCUCCAGCCUGGUCUCCACCCCCAACUAGGAUGGCAGUGAUAAAGUUUUAAUAUCAGGAAUCCAUAGCAAUUAACAUCAAGCAUAUACAGUGAUCACCGUUGACAUCAAGAAUACUGUAUAUAGUGAUCAGCCUUGAAUUUGAAAAUAUAGUGCUUGACUUUGACUUAAGAAAUACAUAGUGGUUAAUUAUGAUUACUGGAAUAUACAGUGAUCAGCUUUGACUUAUGAAAUAUACAGUGUUCAACUUGGAAUUAUGGAAGAUACAGUUAUCAACCUUGACUUCAAGAAUAUAUAGUGCUUGACCUUGACUUACUGAAUAUACACACAGCACAGUGCAGAAAGAGUAGAGCCAACUUGUUGGUGAAAUUCAAAAUGCUGUUUGAUCAUUUCUACACUUGAGUAGGAGGGCAUUCGUGCAUUUACAUUGCCUAACACUCGAGAGAGGGAGAGAGCUCUCUUGAUGAAGAGGAAGUUUUCAGAAAGGGUGUUGGGUAUAGUAGAUGUUAAUUUUUGAAUGUUUACAGCUACCUUACAUUAGGGUAACACCUACAAAAGAGUUUUCAAUUUUAACUGAAAAGAUUUAUAGGAUGAUUUCCUGAUGAUGUUUUUAAAUUAAACUUACUUUUGUAAGUUCUGUUGUGCAAAUAAUUUGAUAAAAUGAGGACAGUUGUUCAGUAAAUCUUUAUAACUAUUUGAAAAUGAUGGGAUCACAUUCAGGCAAAGAAAAUAAUAAUCCACAGUGUACAGGUAUGUGUGUUUGUGUAUAUAUGCACAUUGUGUAGUGUACCUUGGGUUUUUUUGUUAGUCUACAAGAUUGCAGAGCAGACUAGAUUUUUAUUCAUUAUUAUAAUACAGAGUAUGGUUUUGACUAAACAUACAGUAUCCCAUACUGUCAAAGGUAAAUAAAUUAAAUAGGAUUACUUUUAAUGAAAUGGUGUGCACUAGCAAUUACUGAUAAAGCUAUGAAACUUAUAGAAAUUAUCGCAAGUCUUAUUUUCUUUUGUACCUGUUAUGAUUGGUUAAACUGUAUAUAUUUACAUAUUUUAAUCCUUUUCAUAGCACUGUGAAAGAGGCAUGUUUUCUAUGGCUGUAUGUACAUAAAGUACGCACCCGUGCAUUCUUAAAAGAUAUUUUUUAUGUGAAAUCUUUGUGUUGUGGGCGGUGAAAUUAACUCCAGCUGUGAAUGAAGUACAAGCAGCCUCCUAAUGUCUGACAAAAAAACAGAGGAAAAAAUCUGCAUCUUGCACCCACAUUUGAAUAUUGGAUUUGUAGUAGAACCUUACAUUCUUGGUUAUAAAUGAGCUUUGCUUAGUAUUCCCUGUUUAGCUCAUACAGUUCAUGAUGUUCAUUUUACUGGUUACACUAAAGGAUAAUAUUUGUGAUUUGUGAUAGGAGAACUAGGACAAUGUAGCAGCAUAAACAACAUCUUUGCAAACAUUUAAGCAACAGUUUUACAAUCUGUGCCCAGAAACAUAACUCCCACACACCUAUAUACUGUAGUGAACAGAGUUGACAGAUACCAGCAUGUAGUGGCAUGUUGUAAUUGUUUUUCCCAUUUCACUCUUGAAUGUCCUUGUUCUCAGAUCACAAAAAUACACAAGAACAGUUGUAAAUGAGAGACCAUUCAGCCUGUCUAACCCAUUUGGUAUUUAACAGAUAAUUGAUAACAGUGAUCAUCCCACAGUUUCUCUCUAUACUUUCCAUGGUCUUUUGAGUAACGUGCCUCCUGUUCUUGGUUCGAAAUGGUCUUCUAAAAUUUGUACUCAAAAGGUUCAGAUACAGUACUUAAGCCUGUUAGUGUGUGACUUUCUCUCUGAAACCUGGGACUCUAUCUAGUUGCUCUUCUCUGGGCUAAUUCCAGUAUUUGAGAUAUUUUUCAGUUCCUGUUUCUUUUUAUUUGGAAUAUGUGGUAAAAUAAACACCUGUCCAAUAAAUACUGUAGUUAUACUUACUUAUGUAUACAUAAGUCACUUGAAAAAGUCAACAAACUGGCUUGGUUAAAGCCAGUUAUUGAGAGCUUGAUUGGAAUUCAGAAACAGAACAUUCUGUAGACCAAGGACUGGAGACCACUGAUGUAGAUGCAUUUGCGCGUAGUUCAGAUUUUUGUAGGUUGUUUAGGACGUUUGUGAUUUAAUAUUUUAACACAAUCUACAAAAUCUGGUUUCAAUUCAAUUAUAGUAUUUCUGUUAGAGUGUUUGUCACUGUCACUCAGUGUACAAGUACUUUUUCUGCAGUAAAUUAAUUCAAACUGAAUUAACGUACAGUGCUUUUCACCGCGAAACAGUAUCAUUGACAACGUUGUGUUCACUUUUUAUACUGUAUAUAAAUGCACAAAACAUUUUUAAAUUGAUUAUGGUGUACAGUAAAAUAUCCAUCAGGAUUUUUUAAUCUCACACCAUCUGUUGUGACUUGUGCCAUAGGCUAUGUGGCAAUGAAUAACAGAUACAUUUUUUUUAAAUGACCAGCUUCUAAGAAAAAAACUUGUGGAAAUUCUGACUCCUACUUUCCUAUCAUGUUGUAAAACCGAAGCAAUGAAUAAACAAACCUUGGUGUCUGUUUGUGUUUAGUUGAUGUGUGAAUCUCAGAGAAGCUUUAGUUACAAUAUAAUACCUCAGUUUGUAUUCCCACUGAUUAUACUUCACUUUUUGUUUAUAAUUUCUCUGAUUUGGCCAAGGAAGGUAAAAUAUGGGUCAAAAAAGCUCUGUUCCCCACAUUUGUCAUUUUGUCACCUCUCUCUCCACUGUAAUAUCAUCUUUGCAGUAGCUUCUUGGCUCAUUCCUACUGAUGGGGGGAGGGGGGGUUCCAAUAUCCUCAUCUUUAUAGCACAUUAAGCCAGAUCAGUGUCUCAACUGCUCAUUAAUUAAACCGCUCAGUCCUCGGGUAAGUCCUUCUUGAAUCCUUAAAAGUAUAGAACUGAAUGUAAUAAGAUCACUUUUAUGUGUUUUAUCUUUCAACCUGUUUAGUAUGUCCUAUUUUUACUUAUUACUUUUACUUUGUAGUGUGGGGUAAACAGAUUUUACUGGAAACCUGAGAGACCUUUACAAAUGAAAAGAUAUAACUGCUGUGUAACUCCUUACUGAACUGAAAAACUGCUGAACCUCUUUUUGUAGAAAUGUUUCAAAUGUAUGUAAUAAAACAAUAAUGAGUGCUUGCUAAUGGA
This is a messenger RNA of Lepisosteus oculatus (spotted gar), 6267 nucleotides long. RefSeq names its product proline and serine rich 1 (gene proser1). The record is from RefSeq and is a predicted model, not a curated record. NCBI's taxonomy places the organism in Eukaryota, Metazoa, Chordata, Actinopteri, Semionotiformes, Lepisosteidae.